This is a messenger RNA of Helicoverpa armigera (cotton bollworm), 1687 nucleotides long. RefSeq lists its product as uncharacterized. The transcript is spliced from 2 exons. The coding region runs from base 423 to 1610 and encodes 395 amino acids. The record is from RefSeq and is a predicted model, not a curated record. Lineage: Eukaryota; Metazoa; Arthropoda; Insecta; Lepidoptera; Noctuidae.
GGAGUUGAUCGGAUCGGAGUAGAGCAGUAAGCGGAGCGGCGCUGACGUGAUUGGUCGCCGUGUCCCCAAUGUCUCGCGUUCCGAAUUUAAAAUAGUCGCGAUCGACUUCACUGUGUGACAAGCGAUGUGUUUUGUUUAUUAGUUUUUGUUUCUCAAUUAAACUGAAUUGAAGAGACAAUUCCAUUAAACUAUGAUUGUCUUGAGUAAUUGAUGUUCCUGAUUAUUAUGAACUAACAAAAACAGCCAGUGCGUCACAUUAAUCUCCCGUCUAAUGACGUCCGACCGUCGUAACCUUUAACUGCUCUAUAACAUACAUCCAACGGGAAAAUGGAAUUAAUAUUAUCAAGUACGACUCCUGACUCACAAAUGUUUUGUGUACACAAUGAUGUAAAUAAAGCGACACUAAGAUAUUCGACGACAUUAUGAAAAUCAAGCAUUAUCCAGGAAAAGCGGUCAUGGAGGACCCGUGGCUGUCCAUUACGGACAGGACUAUGGACCUUGUGUACGCGGCGAACUGGGUCGGUGCAAAGAAUCUCAGCUCUUACAAUGAAAACGACGACCAUUCAAACAGUGUUAAAUUCAAUUCAAUAUCGAGAAGCAAGUCGUGCAGAGACGUUGGUCGUACUAGCGACAAAGAUUACGAUAGCAAAACAUAUUCAUUGGAAGAUAAUGAAUAUAGUUACUCUAAUGAUGUUCCUAACGAAAAUAUAUCUCAAUUAGCUAAAUAUCAACAAAACAUAGAGGAAAAAGCGAGAGCAAAUAAUAAUCUUCUCGCACAGAAUAAAUUGAAACAUAGUUAUAGUUUUAAAGAUAUGCCAAAUGGAUAUAGACCAUCUACAUUAAGAAGAGUUAAGCGUAGAAAUUUUACUGAAUGGGACAUUGAAUCUUUUGGUUCGAAUAGCAAACAGCCCCCUGUGCCGCCGCAACGUAAGGAUUCGUUAAAGUAUGCGCACCGGCAAAGAAAAGCUGACUCUAAAAAAAGUUAUUAUCCGUUACCUGAUCCUGGAGCGGUACCACCUGACCCAUCGUCUGAAUCAUAUUAUGAGUACUACUCCAGAGUAAGUCAACAGAAUAAUGACACAGACAGUGAUAAGAUAAAACAGAUGCAGAAGGACACCAAAAAAGAUAAAAAUACUCACAGCGAGCCAAUAAAACAAAAUGGAAAUACUAUGUAUCAGUUAAUCAACUCUAUGGCUACUUUGGACUUGAGUCCAAUAAAGUCCAGGAACGGAAAACAGAACCUCGAUUUAGAUUGCGAAGCGGAAGAUUUGGGUUUGUACAUGCAGCCUAUUAACCAGUCGCUAUCAACAUGCGAUCAACUUCCUAAGCACAUAACGCAACCGGCGAACGAACGAAACGGACGCAUCGAAGAUACUAAGCCUAGCUUUCGUUCUAAAUCUUUAAGAGUAAAAAGCGAAGGAAGAGCGCCCCUCCGAGCUUAUCUCGAUGCGGUGCAGCCUGACGAGAGUUAUAAUGGAGUCACUGUCACUCAACCGAAAAGAAAUCUGUCACCGAGCGAACAGCUGACGUUAAUGCAGUACGAAAUGUUCAACGGAAGCCAAAAUAAACCCGCCCGCCGAUUACUAAUGGGUUACACUCUACUGAUCUGACUAAAGAAAGUGACCAUCGGACUAUAAACAGUGUUGCAAAACAAAUCAAACGUGAUAAGUAUGGAAAGCUAUACAAU